Passer domesticus (house sparrow) is the source of this 3701-nucleotide messenger RNA. RefSeq names its product NOC2 like nucleolar associated transcriptional repressor (gene NOC2L). The record is from RefSeq and is a predicted model, not a curated record. Gene Ontology annotation, biological process: ribosomal large subunit biogenesis; negative regulation of transcription by RNA polymerase II. The transcript has 19 exons. Gene Ontology annotation, molecular function: histone binding; transcription corepressor activity. NCBI's taxonomy places the organism in Eukaryota, Metazoa, Chordata, Aves, Passeriformes, Passeridae. The coding region runs from base 1 to 2367 and encodes 788 amino acids. Gene Ontology annotation, cellular component: Noc2p-Noc3p complex; nucleolus; Noc1p-Noc2p complex.
AUGGCGGCCCCCGGGAGGAGGAAGCUGGCAGAGCUGAGCCUGGAUGAGUUCCUCGCUGCGGGCUCGGACUCGGAGCAUGACGGCGCCUGGGAGGAGGAGGAGGAGGAGGAGGAGGAGGAGGAGGAGGAGGAAGGCAGCCGGGCCCUCAGCGGCUCUGCGAGGCAGAGACAGCAGGGAGGGAAGGCAGCCCAGGGGCUGCAGGCACGGCCGGGCAGCAGGAAGAAGGGAAAGGCAUCAGAGCACAAGGAUCAGCUCUCCAGGCUGAAGGACAGGGACCCCGAGUUCUACAGGUUCCUGGAGGAGAACGAUCGCAAGCUGCUGGACUUUGAUGCCUCAGACAGCUCGGAGGAGGAGGAGGAGGCUCUGCACAGACCCCCCGACACCCUCGAGGAAGCCAGCCACGAGGAUGAAGAUGACGAAGAUGAAGAGCAAGAAAAAGUCAAAAGGAAGAAAGUUUCCCACAUCCACGUGAGCUUGAGGAUGGUGGAGGAGUGGAAGAAAGCUGCCCAGAGGAACCUCACCCCGAAGCUCUUCCAUGAGAUCAGCCAAGCCUACAAGGCAGCUGUGGCCACCACCAAAGGGGACAGCGGUGGUGACCCCAGCAAGUUCCAGGUGGCUGACACUGCAGUGUUCAAUGCCCUGGUGUCCUUCUGCAUCCGGGACCUGUUCCACCACCUGCACAAGCUGCUGCUCCCCAAAGCCCCCAAGAACAAGCACAAAAUGGUUCUCCCUUCCACCAGCCCCCUCUGGGGAAAGCUACGACUGGACAUCAAAGUUUAUCUUGGCUGUACCAUCCAACUGCUGUCAUGCCUGACAGAGGCCUCAGUGGGUGCAGCAGUGCUGCAGCACGUGAGCUCCACAGUUCCAUACUACCUGUCCUUCCCAAAGCAGUGCCGGGCCCUGCUCAAGCAAACCAUCACUCUGUGGAGCACAGGGGAGGAGACAGUCAGGGUCCUGGCCUUCCUGGUGCUGAACAAGAUCUGCAGGUACAAGAAGGAGGUUUACCUCAGCCCCCUGCUCAAGCAAAUGUACAUUGCCUUUGUGAAGAACUGCAGGUUCACCUCUCCCAACGCCCUGCCCAUGAUCAACUUCAUGCAGCGCACGCUGACAGAGAUGCUGGCCCUGGACAGCCCCACCUCCUACCAGCACAGCUUCAUCUACAUCCGCCAGCUGGCCAUCCACCUGCGCAGCGCCAUGACCCUCAGGAAGAAGGAGAACUUCCAGUCAGUCUAUAACUGGCAGUACAUCCACUGUUUGUACUUCUGGUGUCGAGUUCUCAGCACCAUCCACCCCAGUGAGGUCAUGGAGCCCCUCAUCUACCCCUUGACACAGGUCAUUAUUGGCUGUAUCAAGCUGGUGCCCACGUCCCGGUUCUACCCGCUGCGCAUGCACUGCAUCCGUGCCCUGACGCUGCUGUCGCAGAGCACCAGGACCUUCAUCCCCGUGCUGCCCUUCAUCCUCGAGGUUUUCCAACAAGUGGAUUUCAACAAGAAGCCAGGACGGAUGAGUUCCAAGCCCAUCAACUUCGCUGUGAUCCUGAAGCUCUCCAAUGCCAACCUGCAGGAAAAGGCCUUCAGGGAUGGGCUCAUUGACCAGCUCUAUGACCUGCUGCUGGAGUAUCUCCAUGGCCAAGCCCACAGCAUUGGCUUCCCAGAGCUGGUUCUCCCCACUGUCAUCCAGCUGAAGUCCUUCCUGAAGCAGUGCAAGGUGGCCAACUACUGCCGGCCCCUGCGGCAGCUGCUGGAGAAGCUGCAGGAGAACUCGGCCCACAUCUGCAGCAGGAGGCAGAGAGCUGCAUUCGGGGUGGCCAGCACUGCAGCCGUGGAGCAGUGGGAGAGGCAGGUGAAGGAGGAGGGGACGCCCCUGAGCAGGUACUACAGCCACUGGAGGAAGCUGAGGGACAAGGAGAUCCAGCUGGAAAUCAGUGGCAAGGAGAGGCUUGAAGACUUGAACUUCCCAGAAAUCAAACGCAGGAAGCCAGAUGAGAGGAAGGAGGAGGACAAGAAGGAAUUCAAGGAUCUCUUUGAGCUGGACAGUGACUCUGAGGAGGAGAACGGUGGAUUCUCUGUGAAAGGGAGAGGCAGAGCCUCAGAUGACAGCUCAGAAGCCAGCAGCAAGGAGUUUGGGGAGGAGGAGGAUGAUGAAGAAGGAAAUUACGAAGUGGAGGAGGACGAGGAGGAGGAACUGGAAGAGGAGAGCGAGUCGGAGGCAGAGGAGGGCCGGGAAGGAGCCCAGCAUUCCCGGGAUUCCCGGGAUCCCCAGGAGAGGAGGAGCUGCCCCCGGGCCCUGGCCCGCUCCGACCUGCAGCAGCUGGCACAGGGAGGGGAGGACCUGGUGCAGGACCUGGAGUUCUCAGACGAGGACUGAGCCCCCCAGCCCCUCCCCAGCCGAGCCCUCCUCGCUCCUGGAGCUGUGCCAGAGCCAGGGAGAGCUGGCACCAGCCCCAGCCUGCACUUCUCCACUUGGACUCUCCAGCUUCUCCCACCAGUUCUGCUUUUGGUACCAAUAAAACACGAGGCCAAGUCAAGGCCAGUAAAAACUGCCCUGAGAGGGAACAAAACCCCCAUUAAAAUCUGCUUUCAGUAGCACAGGGUUCACUGCCAGCUCCUGCUCUGUGAGCAGGAGGGCAGGGGGUGGGUUUUGUCCAAGCAGCCACCCCAGGUUCUGCUCUCACAAACCCUCCCUGGUGCCCUGAGGGACUGCAGGGACUCUGCCAGAGCUUUGCAGCUUCCCUGGAAGCCUCGAGCAGCUCAGGCUGCUCUAAGUGUGCUGCAAAAGGAAACUUUAAUUUCAGUUUUCCUGGGCUGGGGAUGUGCAGGCGUGAAGGAUUGAGCAAAGGCAAAAUUGAUAAUGUAGGAAACACUGCCCAGGUGAGAACUGCACCACUUAAAGAAAAAAAAAUCAGUUUGGAAAAGAUUUUAACGUGCCUGUUCUUCCCAAAGAGAAAGGAAUUCCCUUUUCCUCCUGGCUCUGACAGCUGGGCAAGGUGCUGGCUGCCUUCUGCCAGCUGGGAACCCAGCCUGGCCUGGAUGCCAGGCAGGAGUGUGGCAGCACCCGGCCCAGGGGGGCACCCGGCACAAAGGAGAGACACACACUGCUUGGGUAAAGCCAGGUACCAUUUGUAAAUUAAGUGUUUUUCUUUUUUAUUUAAAUUGAUUGCUGGAAAGCAUUUUUAUCGUGAUGUGAUGGAUAAUGGAAAUUUUUUUUGUCCUUUUUUUACAAUAUAAAGAAGCUAAAGUACCACCAAAGCUAUUCUGUAAGAAAAACGGCAGCACGUGCAACGUUUAAACAAAAAACAAACCCAAAAAUAAAAACGGGGGGGGGGGGGGGGAGGAGAGAGAGAAAAGUACCACAUGUGAUUGUUGCUCACAACUGUACAAGUCACAGGAGGUCACCCCAGCAGUUCCCAGCUCAUUCACAGUAGUAAAAACUCUGCCCAUUGUUGGAGCCCGGCCCCUCCCCGCAGCUCCUCUGGGUGCACAGCAGUGCAAUUCCUGCACCUCUGCCCCAGGGCUGCCAGCACAGCCCCCCAGCAGCUGCAGGCCGGGCUGGGACCCUCCUCCGACCCCGGAGCUGCUCCUGGAACCAAACAUCCCGUGGGGAAAUCCUUUCUGCAGGGCUGGGCACGGGCACUGCCAGCCCCCGUGCCAGGGCAGGGUGGCUCUGUACCAUCUGCACGAAGUAAACAUGGACGGGAACUU